This is a messenger RNA of Didymodactylos carnosus, 354 nucleotides long. The record is from the annotation of a GenBank genome assembly. Lineage: Eukaryota; Metazoa; Rotifera; Eurotatoria; Philodinida; Philodinidae.
AUGGCUGCGAAAGUCCUCAAGGCUACGACAAAUUUAACGGGUUUGGCUGUUUCCAAAGAUCCACAUUAUUCAUUGAAACUUUUAUAUGGUAAAAUAUUGCGAGAUUUAAAAAAAAUACCGGAUAAUUCAGCGUAUAGAAAAUAUACCGAAGAAUUAACUCAAUCUCGACUUCAGCACGUUUUAUCGGAGCCUGAUAUUGCAAAAUUAGAACGUAAAAUCAAUUGUGGACAAAUAGAAGAAGUCAUAAUUCAAGCUGAAAAUGAAUUGACGUGUGCAAGACGAAUGACUGAACAUAAAGUGUGGGAACCGUUAACCGCUCAAGCUCCUGCUAACCAAUGGAAAUGGCCAAUCUAA